CUGCUCUCCACUCCCAAUCGCCCGCUGCAUCCUGACCUCGUCGACCCCUACGCCUCUCCGGCCCUCACUCCGGCGAAGUGUGACUGCGUGCCUGGUGCCCUCUCCUCUCUGCCCGCCCGCCAACCCUCACCACCUCCCUGACGAUGCCAUAAUGCCCACGACCACGCACCGCGUCGUCACGAGUCUCUCCUCGAUUGUGCCUUGCAGGUCGCGGCGGCUGGGUCUCCAGCGAGAAUGAAAACGGUUCCCACGCUCUGUGCAACGACAGUGGCAGUUGGUGCUUCCGCCGUGGGACUCGCUUUCGGCCGACUCGACCCUCCCUACGACGCUUCAAACAAGAGGAAGACAAACCCGGCCCAGGUGCUGGACGUCCGCCCAAUGCCUUCCGCCAGCCACACCACCACGGCGACCAACACCGCCUUCUCCUUCAGCUCGCCCUUGCCUGUCACCACCGCGGGCUCGUCUCGCAUAGCAACGCGCCGCAGUCACGAUGGGCGCUUGACACAGCGCAAGCUUGCCAGGAGGAUGACGAGCGGCGAUGCCGUCGCCCAGUUCCACGAUGCUACGAAUGAUGGCCAUGCCCCCUCGGGCGAUCACGACCUGAACGACUUCGAUCCCACCGCGACCCUUCGCUCCCGCCCGAGCUGGCUCAAGAAGCGCCUUUCCACCAUCUCCACCUCGCAGGCCUCGAGCCGCAACUCGAGUCCAGGCCCGAUGUCACCGUCGGUUUCAGCCUCGAACGGCUCCAUGGCCUUCUCCCACGAUGGUUCCACCGCGCCCAUGGUCAGCAAACGCUCGCCCUCCCCCUUGCCUCCGAACAAGCUCGUCAAACGUUCCUCAUCUGUGCGAGUCGCUCGCGACGCUCCUUCGCAGUCCUCCGGCUCUCGCAUGCCCGCCCUUCGCCGCCCAGCCACGAGCCAUCAACGGUCCGCAACCCUCCUACGCCGCUCCAGCUUGACAGAACUGCCGAUCGAGGACGACUCCUCUUCUGACGAGCCCCAACACACCUCUUUGCCAGACUAUGGAGUGCAGUACACACAGUUCUUUAGUGCAAAGGUAUCAAAAGAGAAGACGCUUUCCAAAAAGCGGACCCCGUCUGGCACUCCCAAGGCCAUCAAGCGCAUUUUCCCAGAUGACACGCACAGACCAACCCUACUACUAGCCAAGUCGGUCUCAGCAUGCUCUAUAGAAGUUGACGACUCUUCCAGCCAGGACGGUGAAAGCGUGUAUAUUGUGAGUAGACCCGGAACGCCGACCGACAUUACCACGUUUGUCGCCGGGAAUGAAGCACAGCCAGAGAAGUCUUCCAAGCACACCAUGGCCGAGGAAGCCGCACAGGAGGGCCGUCCGCGGCGAUCUUUCUCGAUUAGCGACUUGCUCUCAAGAAAGCAACAGCCACUCAAGACCCCAGGUGCUAAACUAACAAGAAAGUCGAGCAAGCGAGUAGUCUCAGCCCCACUCAACACCAUGGGCAGCAGGCAGAGCGUCACGUCCCACGGGCAAUUGGACCGGCCAUCAAAACGACGAGACAUCUCCGACCCUCUUCUUCGUCGGGAAAUAUACACUUCGCACGGCGACGACUCGAACUAUAGUGGACAACAUUUCGACUCAUCGCCUCUACCACCACUGCCUCGUUCCAAUGGCACCCCGCUACAGAAUAGCCCCUCGGUCUCUGGAGAGCUACACAGCUCACGUCGAGCGUCAGGUCACGUCCCUCGGUCGCCGACCUUGGUACAAGGCGGUGCCCGGCCAUCACGCAAUUCGGUGGCUCCCUCCGAGCAAGCCUCGACCUUAAUUGGGUCGGACAACGAGGCCCGUGGAACGGGAUCUGGUGAUGAAGACGAAACGGACUUCCAGAGCGACACGGUUUUCGACUCACUGCGCACUACUACCACCGGCGCUACCCAGAGCACGUCGGGGGCACGUGGGCCCCGCAUAGAGACUAUCUUUGACGAAUCACCGCCACAGAUCUCCAAAAGCAAAGUCACAGCCCUACGAGACUUGCUACCAAAGGGAACCUUCCACGACCAGACCGUGUCCAGCAUUACAGGUAAUCAAAGCAUCACCGAGGAAGACGAAAGCGUGUCCACGCCGGUGCGAACAAUCAUAGCAGACAGGAUGGAGAAUGAGUCACCGACGACCGCGCGCAUGAAUGGGAACCCACUAUUUCCUUCUCUCAUUCAAUCCUCUCCCCCGGAUAUGCCGAAACCACUUAGCUUGGGUACUCUGGAGUGGGACAACGGCGCUGAGGAAGAAGACAAUAGAUGGUCAUUCGAUGAAGACGACGAGGCAAGCGAUGGGUGGGACGACGAUCUUGAUCGGAUGCCGGCCACUCACACCGCCCUACCUUUAUCUUUCAGACACAGCAACCCCGGCCUAUUGGAUACUGCAUCAAGCCCAACCUUCGCAACACCACAGCAUCUGCACUUCGACCAUGCGGAGCGAGAAUCAAGGAGCACGAUAUUCGAUUGGUCAGAGCAGCAACCCACUGAUAAAAGCCCGGGCAAUCGUACACCGCCACGUCCCAAAACAGUGCAUGGGAAGAAAGGCACCGAUGGUCGAGGCAGCAGGUCGGUUGGACGUCGGGCACCAAGUGCCUUGCAUGCCCGCAGCCAGAGUGUGCCAGUUGUUCCAGAUGUCGCUGGCAAGCGUAGUACAGUUGUCACCAACAAGUUUGGAACAUGGGGUGUUGGAAGCAAGGGCGUCACUGAAGACUGGAAUGAUGAUUUCGAGUUCACUGACAUCAGCGAUUCUCCCUCAGGUCGAGCCAACGGAAAUGCGCCCCGGAUUGACAGCAGCAUGUCGAUGAUUGUUCCGAAGACGAUCCAGGAACAACAGAGCAACGUGCUUGCCAACAUCGGACUACUGAGAGAAUGGGGCCUGCUGAUCGAAGAGCUAAAAGAGAAACGUGGCCGCGCACUCAUGCUGGGAGUGGUGGAGGGACCAAAUGCCAGCAUGUGGGAAGAGGUGGAUGCAAUGAUUGAACUGGCCGACCAGGAAGCAGAAGAAGCCCAGGCCCCUCCAGGACUCUCGCCGCCGUCGUCUCCUGGGUUUGACCUGGAUGCGUUUGAUGACGUGUCAGGGCCUAGUCCCAGUAACGGACGAGGUCGACGCAAGGCCAGCCUAUCAGCGAAAGAAGAUGCCACCCCCCACAUUCCUCACAAUACGCGCCCACGACGAAAGUCAAUCCUCCCACCUAACCAUGACAUUUUCGGUGGUCCAAGAUCAUCGCCUUUACCGACUACCAACGAAAAUCACGUUGAGUUCAACCACAGCCAAUCAACGCCUCCAGCGUUCAAGCUGCCCACUACCCGGCCACGAAAGGACUCAGAAGCAAAGGCGCGAUCUGUGAUUGAAGCCUUGCAAAAGCGGAAGAGCGUUCACGAACCAAAUCCAAAACUGCAGCCGGUUCCACCGACGAAGAAGGUGCCUUUCGAUACGGCAACCUUGCGGCACAUUGUUCCAUAUGUGCACACACUAAUGCGCAAGGUCAAAGACGCGCUUCGAGAGGCGGAAGGGCUUCAUUUAAGCCCCGGCACGAGUCCGAAAGAACCACCAUUCAGCAAAAUGUUCCAGACCGAGAACGACUUAGCCACGCAAAUAAAAUUAAUGACGGUCAUGUAG
Molecule: messenger RNA, 3624 nt
Organism: Mytilinidion resinicola
Lineage: Eukaryota; Fungi; Ascomycota; Dothideomycetes; Mytilinidiales; Mytilinidiaceae
Exons: 2
Coding region: 235-3624 (1129 amino acids)
Biological process (GO): regulation of mitotic cytokinesis
Molecular function (GO): GTPase activator activity
Source: RefSeq, a predicted model, not a curated record